ACCCUUGCAAAGUGUACAGCUUGAAAUGAAGCUGCUUUUAGUAAUUUCAGUCAUAGCAUAUGGCUGCGCCGACAAGUUGGACCGCAGUUAUUUGCCGCCAAUAAAUGCAGCAUCAUCCGGUGGAAGCUCCAAAGACCUGAACGUUCCGUUUGGGUCAUCAAACGGGCCGUUGGGCGGCGAUUCACUUCCGAAACUACCUGGUUUUGGACAAAAUGGUGCUGGCCCCGGUCAGACAUCUCAAUCCUCUGGUACUGACUUCGGAUCAAAUGGAUUCCGUCCAGGUACCGGCUCUAUAGGAUCAAAAUUAUUUGGCCAAAACGGCGGCACAUCAGGAUUUGGUCAAUCACCAACUGGAACAGGACAAAAUGGAUUAGCGAAUAAACAGACUUUCGGUUCUGGUUCGGGAUCAGUUCAAAGUGCACAAAGUGGAUUUAAGCAAACUGCCACCUUCGGACAAGGAGGUCAAGGUUCAAACUCGUUUACGCAGGCAUACCAGUCUCAACGCGCUCAGAGUGAAGCUGAAAGGAAUGCCCAAAUUCUAAGAUACGAAAAUGAAAACGACGGUGAAAGGUACUCGUACAGUUUUGAAACUUCUAACGGUAUAUCUGCCGAAGAAUCUGGUGUAGCCACGAAUGGUGUCAAGGCACAGGGUGCAUUCUCAUACACGUCAGACGAGGGUGAAAAAAUAAGUGUGACCUACACUGCUGACGAAAAUGGUUUCCAACCACAAGGAGAUCAUUUGCCUACACCUCCUCCAAUUCCUGAAGAAAUUCUUAAGUCUAUCGAGGAAAACGCCAGGGCCGCAGCUGCCGGGACCCAAGAAGGUGCUUAUCGACCUGAAGAGGAUUCAAACGAACUUAAUUAUGGAACUACUUCGGGCUCCGUACAAGGUCAAGGUUUCCAAGGACAACGUACACAAACUGAUCAGAAAGGUUACACUUACGGCGGUGGUUCACAAGGGCAAACUACUAUUGGUCAAACUGGAUCUAAGGGACAAGGAGUGUUUGGACUGACGACUGGUUCUCAAGGACAGAGUACCUUCGGACAGGGUACUGGAACGAAAGGGCAAGGGACCUUUGGUCAAAAUACUGCAUCUCAAGGUACUUUUGGGCAGACUUCUGGCUUACAAGGACAGGGUGUGUUUGGGCAAGGUAGUGGCCCACGGGGUCAAGGUAACUUCGGAAAAGGCACUGGUUCACAAGGACAAGGUACCUUUGGACAAAAUGGUGGAUCACAAGCACAGGGUGGCUAUGGACAGAAUGUUGGAGCGCAGGGGCAAGGUGGGCAAGGUGCUUUUGGGCAGACCGCUGGAACACGAGGACAAGCUGGUUUUGGACAGACAAGUGGCUCUCAAGGACAGGGUUCUUUUGGACAGAGUGCUGGAACGCAAGGCCAAGGUGUCUUUGGUCAAGCUUCCGGAACGACAGGACAAGGUGUCUUUGCACAGACCACGGAUUCACAAGGACAAAGCGGUAUUGGAAGUGGUUUAGCUAACCAAUAUAAUCAACAAAGAAACGGCCAAAAAGAGUCGGGCUAUCAAUAUAAUCGUCCACAAGGUUCUUCCUCUUCUGUUGGUAGUCAACCUGGACAAGGCUCACAGACCCAGGGUGCUUUUGGACAGACAGCCGGUUCUCAAGGACAGGGUACUUUUGGACAGACUGGUGGACAAAGUAGCUUUGGUCAGUCUUCUGGAACGCAAGGACAAGGUGCCUUCGGACAAAGUGCUGGGACGCGAGGACAAGGUGGCUUUGGACAAACUACUGGCUCCCAAGGUCAGGGUGGAUAUGGACAAACUACUGGAUCCCAAGGUCAGGUUGGCUAUGGACAAACUACUGGAUCCCAAGGUCAGGGUGGAUAUGGACAAACUACUGGAUCCCAAGGUCAGGGUGGAUAUGGACAAAUUACUGGAUCCCAAGGUCAGGGUGGAUAUGGACAAACUACUGGAUCUCAAGGUCAGAGUGGCUUUGGACAGUCCCCCGGUGGAAAAGGACAAGGAGGCUUUGGGCAGACUGUUGGUGGGAAAGGACAAGGAGGCUUUGGGCAGACUGCAGGAUCACAGGGUCAAAGCGGCUUUGGACAGGCUGCUAGUACACAAGGACAAGCAGGACAAGGUGCUUUUGGACAAUCUGCUGGAACCAAAGGACAAGGAGGCUUUGGAGGUCAGGGAGUAUUCGGACAAAUAAGUCAAGGACAGGGAACGUCAGGACAAAGUGCUGGAGCUCGAGGACAAGGUAACUAUGGACAGAGUGCUGGAGGGAAAGUACAAGGUGCUUUUGGACAGACUGCUGGACAACAGGGUCAAGGUGCCUUUGGCCAGAUUGCUGGAGCCCAAGGGCAAGGUAGCUUUGGAAUAGGAUCAGGUUCUCGAGGACAAUCAGGUCAAGGCAAUCAAUUUAACAAACAGGGCUCUGGAAAUGGUCAAAAAGAGACAGGUUACCAGUAUAAUCGUCCACAGGGAUCUUUUCCUUCUGGUGGUAAUCGACCUGGACAAACUAAUACACAAUCUGGAUCGGGUUCAUCUGGAUCUUUCGGGCAAGGGUUAGGCUUCCAACCUAGUUCUAACAGGCCCGGCGGCAACCAGCCCGGUUCGGGGUCCGUGAAUGGUAGACUUUCACAAUACCAACCUGGUGGGACUACACCAUCUUCAUCGGGCAAUGGACAGGGACAGGGAACUUCAUACAGGCCUGGUGGAAAUCAAUCCUCAUUUGGUUCAACUAGUGAUUCCGGAUAUCAAUACAAUAGGCCUGGGUCUCAGCCUAGCCAAGGCAGCCAGCCUCAACGUCCUGGAUUUGGAGGAUCUCCAUCACCCAACCAGGGUGCAGGUCAAGAAUUCGGUGGUCCUCGUCAGCCUCCCAGCUAUAGUCCCGAGGAAGGAUACAAAUAUUGAGGCCAAAGGAUCGUAGUGCAAUUUUAGAUUAAGAAAUGGAUCGGCAAAUAGAAAAAUUAAAAAAAAACGUACAUAGCUUAUAAUGAAUUGUGAAAAGCAAAUUGUUUGACUUUUAGGAAAAAAACAUCUGUGUGUUUGUAAAAUAUAAUUUUUGAAUAAAAGUCGACAAAU
Molecule: messenger RNA, 3058 nt
Organism: Papilio xuthus (Asian swallowtail)
Lineage: Eukaryota; Metazoa; Arthropoda; Insecta; Lepidoptera; Papilionidae
Gene: CPR12
Product: cuticular protein RR-1 motif 12
Exons: 3
Coding region: 26-2887 (953 amino acids)
Source: RefSeq, a predicted model, not a curated record